AUGUCAGGUUUUAGCUUCGGAACCCCGCAAACGCCUCAACCGGCUCAGAAUACAGCACUUCCAGCAUUUGGAACGCCACAAACAACAACAUCCAGUGCUGGAUCUUUUGGAAGUACGCCAAUAGCAAGUGUCGGAAUAAGUGGAUCAACAGGUGGAUUUUCGUUCGGGGCAGCAGCAAAACCGAUUACAGGCUUUGGAAGUCCAAUGCCUAAUCCAAAUAAUCCAUUAACUAUGAUUAAUAAUCCAAUGCAAAAUACAAAUCCAUCAUUAGUACCACAAACAGCUGCACCACCAAGUUUCCAGCUAUCUACAGCAUCAACGACUACAACUAACUUGCUGCCAAUAAGUUCGACCCCAAUUUCAGCAGUUGCACCGGUCCAGAAUAAUCAGUUUUCAUUUGGAACAACUGUUGCUAAUACAGCACCGAGUUCAUUUAACUUUGGACAGACAUCUAGUGCUCCUACAAUUGCGCAACCGAGUUUAUCAUUAUCUACAACAGCUGUACCGAAUACACAGCCUAGUUUAUUUGGUGGAAUCACUUCAAGUGCUCCAGUUCCAGUUCAAACGACUCAGCCAUCUAUAAAUACAUUUGUAGGACUGGGAGGAAUCGAUAUGAGCACUACACAGCAACAAAAAGUCUUGAGUGAAGGAAAGGUAGAAGUAGCUAAAGAAACUCAUGUUCCAAGUCAAAUUGUACAGUCGAUUGAGGAAUUUAAAACGUAUGUAAAGAAUCAGAAAACGAUUUCGUCGGAAAUUGCUCGUUCAUCAGAUAGGAAGUUAAAGACAGUUACGGAUGAGAUACAACGUAUGAAUUGUGUUCUACAGGAAACAUCAAAUAACAUUGAUAACAAUAAUUCAGCUUUAAGGCAUUUAAGGAAUGAAACAGCAAAGAUUAUCGAAAAUGCAGAUAUGGCACAAAGAACACACGAAACGCCUGUAGCAUUACAAUUUGAAAAUGUCAUGCCACAAAUUUAUUUCAAAGACUUGAUACAAAAGUACGAAACAGAUCUUUUGAAUUUGAAGCAACAAGUUGAAUUAACGGAAAAACAUCUUCAAUCAUUAGCUAAUCCACAAAUGUUUAGUGCUGAAGAUUUAAAGAAAGGCUUACAGCAAUUACAUGAAAGCUUUAUCGCAUUAGCUGGACGAUUGCAGGAAGCUCAUUCUAAAGUUGAGACACAAAAGACAAAAUAUCUUGAGCUUCGGAAAGUGAUGCUUAGAGACACAACUAAUGUAUUUGAGGAAAAGGAAUCGACAUCAGGAAAUAAGGAUUCUAGAAUCCAAUAUGGACCAAAUGCUUUCUCACAAGACACGACUCAGCCAGGAUAUCUUAAUUUAUCAUUUCAAAAGGCUCAACAGCAACAAACAGCUCCUGGGAAUUUCUCAUUGCAACCGAAUUCAAGUUUCAACUUUAUGACCAAAAUGUAG
Messenger RNA from Chironomus riparius, 1425 nucleotides. NCBI's taxonomy places the organism in Eukaryota, Metazoa, Arthropoda, Insecta, Diptera, Chironomidae. The record is from the annotation of a GenBank genome assembly.